GCCCACGGUUUCAUAUCCAACAACACCGACAAUGACGCGUGUGGGAGACGGUCGAAAAAUGAACCCAGCUGCAUAAAACAGACGGUAUGAGAGGCGACCAGUGAGCCCAGUGGACUCACGGGAAAUCGCUGGCUUGCGUUAUAAUUUUUUUGGUUUUUAUUUUUACGCACGCGUCGCUUCAGUGUGUGAAUGGACAGAAAAGCAUUUCGCAACCAAUUUGCAUGCAGCCUACAGGGCGCUUGAAGUCUGGAAUAUAUUUUUCCAUCCUGAUCAGUUCUGUUAGCGACCUUGUAAUGUGUGCGUCUUCUACUUUUUACGCAGAGAAGCUGCAGAAGCCGCUCAGUGACUGAUCCAGGCAAUAUAUACAGUGUUGGAGCAAGAUGUUUUGAGCGCCAAGGGGUGGGGGGGUCUGUGUGACUGACUGACUGAGUGAGUGAGUGAGCGACUGGUGUCGUCUGGAGGGGGUGUGUGUGUGUGUGUGUGUUGGUGGUGGAGGAGGACGAGGAGGAGGAGGGGGGGUUCUUCACUGCGCAGACAAGCGGCGGAGCGUCUCUGCGCUACGUCUCGCCUCCUCCAUAACAACAAAACAGAAGGACAUAAGAGGAGGAAGGAAGGAAGGAAAGAAGGAGUCUGAGAUCUGGAAAUAUACGGCGCUAAAAUGACGAUGUCCGUCCCAGAGAGGAAAUCAGGAUCAGAGGGGAAGGAGGAGGAGAGCGAGGAUGAGAGUGAGAUCCUGGAGGAGAGUCCGUGCGGCCGCUGGCAGAAGCGCAAAGAGCAGGUCAGCCAAGGUAAUGUCCCAGGUGUGGAAAGUGCAUCACUGGCUAUGGACACAGAAGAAGGCGUGGAAGUGGUGUGGAACGAGGUGCUCUUCUCGGACAAGAAAGUCUUCAAAGCACAGGAGGAGAAGAUCAAAGAGAUGUUUGAGAACCUGAUGCAGGUUGAACAUCCCAACAUUGUGAAGUUCCACAAGUACUGGCUGGAUAUGAAGGAAAGCCAGGCUCGGGUUAUAUUCAUCACUGAAUACAUGUCGUCGGGUAGCCUCAAGCAGUUUUUAAAGAAAACCAAGAAGAACCACAAGACAAUGAAUGUGAAGGCUUGGAAAAGGUGGUGCACCCAGAUUCUGUCUGCCCUCAGUUACCUACACUCAUGUGACCCACCGAUAAUCCACGGCAACCUGACUUGUGACACUAUCUUCAUCCAGCACAACGGCCUCAUUAAGAUCGGCUCAGUGUGGCACAGGCUAUUCGUUAAUGUGUUUCCAGGUGCCAGCGUCCAUGGGAAAAGCAGACAACAUCGCGAUGAGCAGAGGACUCUCCACUUUUUUGCUCCAGAAUAUGGCACUGGUGCGGACGAUUAUGCCAUAGACAUUUUCUCCUUUGGCAUCUGUGCCCUCGAGAUGGCGGUGCUGGAGAUCCAGGCCAACGGAGACACUGCUGUGUCCAAGGAGGCCAUCGCCAAUGCAGGUCAAUCUCUGGAAGACCCUCUCAUGAGAGAGUUCACUCAGUCUUGUUUGCGGCAUGAAGCCAAGCUCCGUCCUACUGCUCAUGACCUGCUGUUCCACCGGGUCUUGUUCGAGGUCCACUCCCUCAAACUGCUGGCCGCCCACUGCCUCAUCAACAACCAGUACUUGCUUCCAGAGAACUGUGUCGAAGAAAAAACCAAGUCCUUCGACCCUAACGCUAUAAUGGCUGAGAUUAAGCAUGAAGACAGACAAGGAGUUCAGCUCAAAUAUUCGCAUGUAUCCCCUCUGGAACUCGACAAGUUUCUGGAAGACGUAAAGAAUGGGAUCUACCCUUUAAUGAACUUUGCCUCGUCUCGGCCUCAUCCCGUCCCCCGAGCCCUGUCCUUGUCUCAGGAGCAGGUGGAGACGGUCAAGACGCCGACUCCCGAACCCCAGGAAACAGAAACACGGAAGGUUGUUCAGAUGCACUGUAAUUUGGAGUCAAAUGAAGAAGGGACCAAAACUCAUCUUUCUUUGUUUCUGAAGAUGGAUGACAAACUUCAUCGGCAGCUUAGCUGUGACAUUCUUCCAACGGACACCUCCAAAGACCUUGCCAGUGAGCUUGUUCACUAUGCCUUCAUUAAUGAGGAGGACAGUGAGAAAGUCGCUGGGUUCCUGGAGGAUGCCAUCAGUCGACACCGGGUCCGAGCGCUCGUGUCCGGGGCCACACAGUGAGGACGGGUCACGACUGGCCCAGACAGAGGGGCCUGGGGCCUGGACCACACGGAUUGAGAACGGGAUAGGGCAGCGGGCAGGGUCACACAGCCGGGAGCAGAGGGACAGAUGAGGGAGUCGACCCAGCUGGGGAUAUAAGGAGACAUCUACAGAAGGAUGCUGGGCCUUGACAGUCAGUAAAUCAUCCCACGGAAGAAGCAGGAGGAUACGCCAGCAGUCAGAAAGAAACCGAAGGCAACUCUGGGUGGACAACCAGAGGCACCGUGGCUGUGUUUAACAAUCCCACAAAGCAGUGGAAGAUUGACAAACUCCCUGCCUAAAAGGGCUACCAUGCCUUAAGAUAUUUUGACAGCUUAUGUUUUCCAUAAUGCCACUACUCAGAAUGGGUUUGUUUUACUUACAAAUGCAGCAACUAUGGCUCCAGAAGGACAUUUUACUGCUUACGCGCCUCAUUUGCACUCCAUUGUCUCCUCAGAUUUUUUUUUUUUUUCAACUUUAAAUGUAAACAAAGUUAUAAUAAUUUACUAAGACCUCUUUCUUCAACAAGCCAGAACUUUCAGUUUAAUUAUAGUUUUAGGAAUUUAAGAUUCCGUCCUACAUGCACUGUUAAUACUCAGUCAGUUAACGUAUUUAUUUCUAUUUAACUGUGAACCACAGAAGCAUCACACAAGUCCGCUUUUUACUUAAUGACCUGAGAAGUUAACCCCCCACUCUGCAGUACUGGGUCAGAUGUUAUGUCUCCCAGACCUAAACAUGCCACGCCUAAUUGUAAUAACGAGCAAUGAGAUGAUGCCUCUCUUUUAGCCUGUAGUGCUCUUAAGGGGUUUUCCCCUGUGAAAGUGUAAUGAACGCCAAAGACUUGCAAAGUGCCUGAUAUGGCAGUGUACUUUGGACAAACGGCAUCUAUCCAACAAAGCAAUUUGAAAUAAAUCUUCCUCAGGCUGACCUUUACGAUAGUCAGUCCAGAUGAAGUGAUAUGGGUUAUGAUUUUCACUGUUCCCGUCUUUUAUUACGUGUCGAUAAAGCAAGCCUCAGCGAAUACGAAGAUGCACUUAAGCCUGCAACACCCGGAAAUGGCAGCUCCAUUAAGAGCUACAGCCAUCAUGUAUUGAACUAAUGGAUCAAGUGGUAAUGUUUUGUCCUGCAGUCAAUAUCAGUUUGAGAACAGUUGUAGCUCAUGUACAAAACUAUUAUAAUGCAUCAAUACAAGCUGCAACGUAAUAGCUAAGUCCUAUAAAAAUUGGGUGAAGGGUGUUGGUGACGUGAUCUCAAUACUUAAUAGUCAAAUUUGUCAUAUGAUUAUUACAUAUUUCUGCUGUAGUUCUUUUCUUCUCCAUUUUCCUGAAUCAACUAAAAUAUUUCCUUCUCUUUCACUGAAUUUGUUUUGUAAAGGUUCAAGUUUUUAAAGGUAAAACCCACCCAAAUCUUUCAAAUUCCUUACUUUUUGUAUAUCUUGUUAUGUCUGUAAUAAAUAAUGCUACUAUUGUUAAACAUCCAACAUUUGCAUGAUGGCUGCAGAAACCCACCUCUAAAAAAGAUUUGAAUAUUUUUGCCCUGACCAUUGUACUACACUUUUCUUCUACACAAUAUUACAGUAAACUUUGGAAUUGAUUGUAUUGCAGCCCACGCAAAUAUAAAAAUAGAAUACUUCCCCUUGGCUCUGGCAGAUUUUCAUGUCAAGAAACUAAUCUCAGCAAUAGGAUAGACUACCAUUUGAAUGGGUUUUUCCUCAACAAAACUGGACAAUAAAAAAAAAUUGUGAAUUGUCUGAGUAAUCUUCAGCAGUAUAUUCUUGUUUGUCAGUAUCACUUCACUCUGCUUCAUUUGUUUUUAGCUCUGUAGGGUCACAGUUUCAUAACAGUUACACUGCUGUACAGUCAUUGCUUACAGUAAAUACUUACUAUACUCUGUGUCAAGCCUUCUUAUCAGUGUGUCUCUGAAGACAGGAGCCCUGAGUUCUCCCAGACAUACGCCUAUGCUAGGCUGUGAUGUACAUAUUUGUUUGUGGCUAUUAAGGGAUUUACUUUAAGCAAAAAUGAAUACAAAGCGGUGCCACUAUUGCUCUCAUUUGAUCUAGCAAGCUGCAUGUGUUAAUAGCCUGCAACCAUUCAGAUAUUUGCAUUUUGCCUUCGUCACAGUUCAGUUCCAAGGAGACCUGACCAAGAAAAUGAAUGUUUAGACUGUGCAAACAUGAAUAAAAUGUCCAUAUCAGUCUUAUUUUAUGUCAGAUGACUUUUUCUGUGAAUUUGUUGAACGAAUCUUGCCUUUGGGUGUGUUCUACUUAAACCUUUGUUAAAUAUUGUAGCUACUGCAAUUAAUUACAUGACAAUAAACAGUAUGUGACAUGA
Molecule: messenger RNA, 4524 nt
Organism: Sphaeramia orbicularis (orbiculate cardinalfish)
Lineage: Eukaryota; Metazoa; Chordata; Actinopteri; Kurtiformes; Apogonidae
Gene: nrbp2b
Product: nuclear receptor binding protein 2b
Exons: 18
Coding region: 659-2176 (505 amino acids)
Biological process (GO): protein phosphorylation
Molecular function (GO): protein kinase activity; ATP binding
Source: RefSeq, a predicted model, not a curated record